Messenger RNA from Andrographis paniculata, 2411 nucleotides. RefSeq names its product ascorbate transporter, chloroplastic-like. The record is from RefSeq and is a predicted model, not a curated record. Gene Ontology annotation, biological process: transmembrane transport. The transcript has 11 exons. NCBI's taxonomy places the organism in Eukaryota, Viridiplantae, Streptophyta, Magnoliopsida, Lamiales, Acanthaceae. The coding region runs from base 210 to 2057 and encodes 615 amino acids. Gene Ontology annotation, molecular function: transmembrane transporter activity.
UGUGUAGGUGCUAAUUUGGAUGAAUGAACGAACAAGACAAGCAGAUAUUAUCUAUCCACUUUUGGAGAUAAAUCACACUUUCUAGAGCGAUAAUCCUAAGCUACAGAAAUUGAUCUGCGAUAAUCUGUUUCGCAGUCCUUUUCGUGUGUCGGCGCCUAUGGGAGGUUGAAUUGAUAAUUUUUUUGCCGGACGGGGGUUUUCCGGGGGCAAUGGCUAUCGGUGCGGUGUUUUCUCACCGGAAUUUUGGCUCUUACAUCGGUUCAGGAUGCGGAUAUUGUGGAGAAAAAGCAGCAAAAGAUCAACCAAGUGGCUUGCAAUUUAAUGCUGUUUCAUUGCGCUAUUCAAAUAAAAGCAUGUCUUGCAGUGCCAUAUAUCACCCGAGGUCAACCUUCCCAGGCACCAUGAAUCAAUUACUGCAUCCUGCAAUGGAUCAAGUGAACAGAGAAAUUUCACGAUCAAUUUCAGUAUUGCAUUUUAAAGCAGAUUCACGUUUCAUAAUGUCCAACCAAAUGGUUGAGAAGCGUAGAGCCAUUGCACCAAAGAGAAAAAUUAGGGCAAUAAAUCAAUGCAGCCUUUCGUCAUUUUACUCUGAUGCCAGUUGGAUUCAAUCAACGAAGUUCGAUAAGCUUGGUUUUAUUGGUAGCCAAAAAUUUCUGUCAAAACAUUCAACAGUGACGAGGACUCGAGCUGAUUUCAAAUCUGAAGAGCAUGACAUAACUGGUACUGAGUUGCAGCCAUUCGUAUCAUCUCGCGGGGCAAGUGAAGCCACGGUACUUGAAGGAGUUGAGCCAACAAAGCAAUGGUGGGAGCAGUUUCCAAAGCGUUGGGUGAUGGUGCUUCUAUGUUUUGCAUCAUUUCUGUUGUGCAACAUGGAUAGGGUGAAUAUGAGCAUAGCGAUACUCCCCAUGUCCAAGGAAUUCAACUGGAGCAGUGCUACUGUUGGCCUAAUUCAAUCUUCUUUCUUCUGGGGUUAUCUACUGACUCAGAUUGUUGGAGGCAUAUGGGCUGAUAGAAUUGGUGGGAAGCUAGUUCUUGGUUUUGGAGUAGUUUGGUGGUCGCUAGCAACAAUUUUGACGCCAAUUGCUGCAAAGAUUGGGCUUCCUUUCUUACUUAUUACGCGAGCCUUUAUGGGAAUUGGCGAGGGUGUGGCUAUGCCUGCCAUGAACAAUUUGUUAUCAAAAUGGGUUCCUGUCUCUGAGAGAAGCCGAUCUCUUGCACUAGUUUACAGUGGCAUGUAUCUUGGUUCAGUUACCGGUCUGGCAGUUUCUCCCAUAAUGAUCCACAAGUUUGGGUGGCCAUCUGUUUUUUAUUCUUUCGGAUCCCUUGGAAGCAUCUGGUUUGCACUGUGGUUGAGCAAAGCGCACAGUUCACCUAGUGAAGAUCCAAAUCUAAGUUUGGAAGAAAAGAAGCUGAUCAUGGGAGGCAGUAUAUCCAAGGAUCCCGUCUCCAGAAUUCCAUGGAAGAAGAUUCUGUCAAAAGCCCCUGUCUGGGCCCUUAUUAUUUCCCAUUUCUGCCAUAACUGGGGAACAUUUAUUCUUCUUACAUGGAUGCCGACUUAUUAUAACCAGGUUUUGAAGUUCAACCUCACUGAAUCGGGAUUAUUCUGUGUGCUUCCAUGGCUCACCAUGGCUGUGUUUGCGAAUAUAGGCGGUUGGAUUGCUGACACCCUUGUGAGCAGAGGUCUGUCAAUUACAUCUGUUCGAAAGAUAAUGCAAUCGAUUGGAUUCCUUGGCCCUGCUUUUUUCCUAGCGCAGCUUAGUCGUGUGAAAACACCUGCUUUGGCAGUUCUAUGCAUGGCUUGCAGUCAGGGUUCAGAUGCAUUCUCGCAGUCUGGCCUAUACUCCAAUCACCAGGAUAUUGGCCCUCGUUAUUCUGGAGUACUCUUGGGACUGUCCAACACAGCCGGUGUACUUGCAGGUGUAUUCGGAACAGCUGCAACUGGUUACAUUCUCCAGAAAGGUUCUUGGGACGACGUUUUCAAAGUGGCUGUUGUAUUGUACAUCGUAGGCACAUUAGUGUGGAACUUGUUUUCCACCGGAGAGAAAAUUCUUGACUAGAUUGAUCACGGAAAAUUCUUGAGCGACGACAACGGGAAAAAGUGUAGUAAAAACAUGCCUGCACUACACUACACUACACUACACUACACUACACACAACAGGUUUGUAAGAAUUACGGGAAAAAUUUAUAUCUACAUACAACAGGACAGGUGGUGAUGAAGCUUAAUUUGGCAAUGCUGGAUUGAACAGGUAUGUAUGUGUUUAUGUUGUUUGUUGGCAUAUUGGUGCAUAAAGCUAAAUGCAUACUUGAUGUGUGUAUAUGCAUGCUGUUGUGAUGAGUAACAACAUGCUGCUAUAUGUAGAUGUGCAUUUAUUAUUUAUUGCAUUGCUUGAUUUAAGGAGUUUAUUACAAAA